AUGCAGAUUAAUAGCAAUUCUUGUAGAUCGAGGUCCACGCUUCCUUACAUCCCGGAUGAUGUGAUGUUCAACAUUGUGCUACGACUGCCAUCUAGGUCUCUUAUCCGUUUUAAGUAUGUCUGCAAGGCUUGGCACGCCAUAAUAUCAAGCCAAUUUUUCGUCCAUGCUCACCUGGAACAGUCGAAACUAAAGCCAUCAUCGGUGCUCAUGGCCCCUGGCUUUUAUAAGAAGCAUAGAAAUGGUCAGAACUUUGCGUUCUUGAUGGGCCUCUAUAAGUAUCAAGGUAAUAACAUAAUGCAGCAUUUGCAUGACUUUCCAUAUGACUUUCCACAGGUACUAGAUACAUGGAGUCACCCUGUGCACUGCAAUGGCUUGCUCUUCGUUUCUGACAUGAAGGACAAAAUGUUGAUCUACAACCCAUCAACAACAGAGGUUGUUUCCCUGCCAAAUGGGAGCCCUAACCUUUAUAAGGGCAGAGGGCAUGGAUUUGUUGACAAUCACAACAAAAGGUAUAAGGUGACUAGAGUUUACUAUCAAAGGGAUUAUGAAACAUUAUUGUUGACAUGUAAGUGUGAAGUUCUCACUCUGAGAACUAAUGCGUGGAGGCAAAUGGAAGAUCCACCUUAUCCAAUGGUAUCUCCUGUUUAUGUAAAAGGAGCUAUCUACUGGAUGGUUUCUCGUACAUCACUUCACCCAGAACCACCCAAUAAUACACUUGUUCAAUUUUGUUUGACUGAAGAGAGGUUUAGGCCGUGUUCCUUUCGGCUCGGAUAA
This is a messenger RNA of Oryza brachyantha (malo sina), 774 nucleotides long. Its product is annotated as F-box protein At3g07870-like. Gene Ontology annotation, molecular function: protein binding. NCBI's taxonomy places the organism in Eukaryota, Viridiplantae, Streptophyta, Magnoliopsida, Poales, Poaceae. The record is from RefSeq and is a predicted model, not a curated record.